This is a messenger RNA of Hevea brasiliensis (rubber tree), 569 nucleotides long. Its product is annotated as defensin-like protein. The transcript has 2 exons. NCBI's taxonomy places the organism in Eukaryota, Viridiplantae, Streptophyta, Magnoliopsida, Malpighiales, Euphorbiaceae. The record is from RefSeq and is a predicted model, not a curated record. Gene Ontology annotation, biological process: defense response. Bases 43 to 342 code for a protein of 99 amino acids.
AUUUGUUUUUUCUUGAUGCAUACUUGUAUAUAACGGAUCUUAAUGGAUGCAUAUCCCCACCCCAUUGAACUAUCUACUCUAUCUCUUUCUGUGGCUGUGUGCGACAUGAAGCAUUCUACGCGUCUAUUUUCAGCACUUUCCUUCCUCCUCCUGCUGCUUGUGGCCACUGAGAUGGGGCCAAUGAUGGCGGAGGGCAGAACAUGCGAAUCUCAAAGCCAUAAGUUCAAGGGAAUAUGUUUGAGCGACACUAACUGCGCUUCCGUUUGCAAAACGGAAGGGUUCACUGGAGGAGACUGUAAAGGUGCACGUCGUCGCUGCUUCUGCACUAAGAAAUGUACCUAGUCUACGAUAUCAGAUUAAAGUGGACUCAAGAGCAGAAUCUCUAAAAUUUACUGGGAAUGUGUGUGCUUGAGAAUAAUUAUAAGAAGAUUAUCUUAUGGUGGUGUCGUGUUAGUUUGUCUUUAACCGAUGCUUAAUUAUCUCUAAAUUGUAAUAACCUUAAUUAUCUUGGCUUGGCUUGGAUAAUUAAUGUCUUUCUGAGCAUAUAACUUCUCUCUUUCUCUCCUUAA